Messenger RNA from Zingiber officinale, 3665 nucleotides. Its product is annotated as peptidyl serine alpha-galactosyltransferase-like. Bases 766 to 3153 code for a protein of 795 amino acids. Lineage: Eukaryota; Viridiplantae; Streptophyta; Magnoliopsida; Zingiberales; Zingiberaceae. Gene Ontology annotation, molecular function: glycosyltransferase activity. The transcript has 11 exons. The record is from RefSeq and is a predicted model, not a curated record.
GAUUCUACGAACUAGGCCUUACUGUAAAUGAUCAUACUGAUCCAAUUUUUUUUAUUGGGGAUCUUACCUUCACCGGUCCUCUGACCGUCUCACAGAUCGCGAUCUCGCACGGACACGAACGGCUCUCGUCGUCCUUCUUCGGCUUCGACGACCAAUCUCCCUCUCAGCGGCCUCCUCCUCCGAUCGUUAAUCUCACCCAUUCGGCUUCUCCAGUAUCCUCUCGACGUUCGGCUAUUUUUUUUUUCUCUUCGUCUCCGGCGGCAUCAACGUCAGGUGACAGAAUUGCAUUGGGCGAUCGGAGCAUCACUUCUGGAUUGUCUUCUCGGCUCUCAGCCUCUCACUCCUCUCCGGCGGUACUGUCGACAAAGUACCGCAUUGUGCCCUGCCUGGGUGAAAAUCUUGGUUCAGCCACUGGAUUCCGAAGUGGGAUUAAUGGACCAGCUAGAAAAUAAGGCUACUAUGGAGAUUGUUGCUUUAGGAGAGUAUGAAGGUCAAAGGUGUAUGAAAGUGGAAAGAUGCUAAUUGCUCAAUAAAUUUUUAGUCGAUGAUGUUAUGGUGGUUGAAGUCUUAGAAGGGGAGCCUUGACGCAACGGUAGAGUUCGUGCCAUGUGACCUAGAGGUCACGAGUUCGAGUCUCGAGAAAAAAAACAAUGUCGCAACUUACAAGUGCCAUAUUCUGAUUGUAAUAGUAGUUCUUGCUGGGUUGAAAGGGAGGAGAAAGGAGAAAACCUCAAAUAUCCACGAUCCAUUGCAGUGUCACUCCUCAUGGCUACAUUUUUAGCAGCAGCAGUGUCUGUGGUCAUAAUGAGCACCUCACUGGUCCUAGCGACGACCCAAAAAGCACCAUGGAGGAUCCACACACUAUUCUCCGUCGAGUGUCAGAACUACUUUGAUUGGCAGACAGUAGGUUUGAUGCACAGCUAUCACAAAUCGCUGCAACCAGGACCUAUUACUCGACUUCUCAGUUGCACGGAUGAGGAGCGUCGCCAAUAUCAGGGAAUGGGUCUUGCCCCCACCUUUGAGGUCCCUUCUAUGAGUCGCCACCCCAAAACUGGUGAUUGGUAUCCUGCUAUCAAUAAACCAGCAGGUGUUGUACAUUGGCUUAAAUAUAGUGAAGAUGCAGACAACGUGGAUUGGGUUGUGAUCUUGGAUGCAGAUAUGAUUAUUCGAGGCCCAAUAAUACCAUGGGAAUUGGGUGCUGAGAAAGGUAGACCGAUUGCUGCAUAUUAUGGCUACCUGAAGGGAUGUGAUAAUAUUCUAUCACGUUUACACACAAAGCACCCUGAAUUAUGUGACAAGGUCGGUGGACUUCUUGCUAUGCAUAUUGAUGAUUUACGGGCCCUAGCUCCUAUGUGGCUUUUAAAGACUGAGGAAGUGCGAGGGGACCGGGCACAUUGGGGAACUAACAUAACAGGUGACAUUUAUGGUCAGGGCUGGAUCAGUGAGAUGUAUGGCUAUGCCUUUGGUGCUGCAGAGGUCGGCCUACAUCACAAGAUAAAUGAUGAUUUAAUGAUCUACCCAGGUUACACUCCCAGAGAUGGCGUGGAGCCUAUUUUGUUGCACUAUGGCUUACCAUUUAAAGUUGGUAAUUGGUCUUUCAAUAAGUUAGAACAUCAUGAUGAUGACAUCGUAUAUGAAUGCAACCAUAUUUUCCCUCCACCUCCUUUUCCUAGAGAGGUUGUGCUGAUGGAAACUAAUAUCAAUAGAAGGCGAGGCUUAUUCUUGAGUACAGAGUGCAUUAACACUUUAAAUCAAGGACUUCUAUUACAUCAUGCUUCUAGCAGUUGUCCGAAGCCUAAAUGGUCGAAAUACCUAAGUUUCCUAAAGAGCAGGAAAUUUGCUGAGCUUACGAAGCCAAAAUAUAUAAAUCAUCAAAAACUAAGUCAAGUAACUGAACAAAAGAAUAUCUUGAUGGAAUCAACCAAGCUCUAUCCGAAGAUACACACUCUGUUCUCCACAGAGUGCUCAUCAUAUUUUGAUUGGCAAACUGUUGGUCUUAUUCAUAGUUUUCAUUUGAGUGGCCAGCCAGGAAAUAUCACACGUCUUCUCAGUUGUACUGAGCAUGACUUGAAGCAAUACAUGGGUCAUGACUUAGCUCCUACGCACUAUGUUCCAUCUAUGAGCCAACAUCCAUUGACAGGAGAUUGGUACCCAGCUAUCAAUAAGCCAGCUGCUGUUCUACAUUGGCUCAAUCAUGUUAAGACUGAUGCUGAAUUCAUUGUUAUUCUCGAUGCUGACAUGAUAAUGCGAGGUCCAAUUACUCCAUGGGAGUAUGGUGCUGCACGUGGUCAUCCUGUUUCAACUCCUUAUGAGUACCUUAUUGGCUGCGACAACGAGCUUGCAAAGAUUCACACUCGAAAUCCUUCUGCCUGUGAAAAGGUUGGUGGUGUCAUAAUAAUGCACAUAGAUGAUCUACAGAAAUUUGCAUUGUUGUGGCUUCACAAAACAGAGGAGGUACGAUCCGACAAAGCUCAUUUUGCAACAAAUUUUACUGGGGACAUUUAUGGAGCUGGCUGGAUAAGUGAAAUGUACGGUUACUCCUUUGGUGCAGCUGAGUUAAAUCUGAGGCAUAUUAUAAGGAAUGACAUAUUAAUAUAUCCAGGCUAUGUACCUCUACCUGGAAUCAAAUACAAGGUUUUUCACUAUGGACUGAGAUUUGGUGUUGGCAAUUGGAGUUUUGACAAGGCUGACUGGAGAAAUAUCGACUUAGUAAAUACAUGCUGGUCUAAGUUUCCUGAACCACCUGAUCCUUCUACUCUGUCUACACCAGAUGAUAAUAUUCGACAAAGAGAUAUCCUUAGCAUUGAAUGUGGGAAAGUAUUGAAUGAUGCUCUUUAUCUGCAUCACAAAAGGAGGAAUUGCCGUUAUCCUUCAGACAGCAAUGCUAAUUUUACUCUCUCGAAAGAUGUGGGAUUACUCCAUGAAUUGAAACAUGGAGUGAUCAGUGGAAGAGGCGAUGAACAAAAUAUUGCAAUCGAGGUGCCAUCCAAAAUCUUCUUGAACUCGAAGGACAAGCCUCCAAGCUUUUGGAUGGUUGGACUUUGGGCCUUUUCUGGGAUGGGUUUCUUAGCUUUGAUUUUCAUGAUCCUUCCGAAGCGCAAAGGAGAGAGUUCUAAGGGCAAGGCAAAUAGAAGCAAGAGAAAUUUUGCUUGAAAUUUGGUAACUAUCUGCCGAAAUCUAUAGCGGGCCAUGAAUAACACCAAAUAAGCUACCUAACGAUAGUCCAUAUGCUGUACAUGAUUCUCUUGGCUCAAACAGAUGACAAUCGCCUAAUUAGGUUGUGGCCUAAGUCACAGAAAAAGGUACUGAACUAGUCUUAAAAUGAGUUAUUGCGACAUAUUCUGCCUUCUGCAAAAUGUUGCCCGUUUUGGGAUAGAGUUUUAUGGUUCGUGAUUCAGUUGCUAAUAGGAAUUGGUUGAGUGAAAUUAUUUGCUUGGAAAUAUCCAUCCAGGUGUUCAUUGAGUGAGAAAAUAUAUGUGCAGUUCAGUGCAAGACUUCAAGGUUCGUGUUAUCAUGGAGUUGGCAACAGCACUGGAACGCUUCAUUCUGUUGAUAUUACCACCAACAAUUGCAGGAGAAAAUGUAAUUGUGGAUUUAUGGAUCUUCGUUUAUUUCUGCCACUUUUUCUAGGGCAAUGGGGAGGGUAAAUAGUGCUUUGGGAAAAA